This is a messenger RNA of Caenorhabditis elegans, 1050 nucleotides long. It is a transcript of the gene str-13, whose product is annotated as Seven TM Receptor. The transcript has 6 exons. The coding region runs from base 1 to 1050 and encodes 349 amino acids. The record is from RefSeq and is marked reviewed. Lineage: Eukaryota; Metazoa; Nematoda; Chromadorea; Rhabditida; Rhabditidae.
AUGUCUGGAUCUUAUCUUUUUUGGAUUCAUGUGACCCAUUUUAUUCCAAAACUUGGAUUUGUUGCAACAUUUAUGUUUGGCAUGUGUCUACUGUCCUUGAACUAUCUCGGUGCUCAGAAAAAUUUCGGAUCUUACAAGUACCUGAUCACUGCAUUCACAAUGCUGGGAAUGACUUUUGCGACAGUAGAAAUUAUAGUGUACCCGAAUGUUCACAACUACAAAGCCAGCUUUCUGUUCUAUAGUUUUGAGGAAUCUUUUGGUUUACGUGGAUCGUGGUCAAGAAAUAUUCCUCUGGCAAUUUACACAUUUUUCCAUUCCGCAACCAUGUCUCUAUUAUCAGUGCAAUUCAUUUAUCGAUAUUGGGCAGUUUUUGACACGAACAAACUUGCAUACUUCGAAGGAUGCAAUUCUCUUUUUUGGUUUUUCUAUUGCGCAUUUUUUGGCUUUCAAUAUGCUCUUGGUACCUACUUUUUCUUAGCAAGAGACGAAAUAACAGAUGACUACCUUCGUGAAGAUAUGCUUCUUAGAUAUAAUGCGAAUAUAACUGAGAUCCCAGCAAUGGCAAUAGUUGCCUAUGAUCCUGUGGAUGGAUCAGUAAGAUGGAGAAAUGUUAUAGGAAUAUUGAACAUUUGCUCAAUUGUCAACUUUCAAUAUGGUGUCAUGAUCUACUGCGGAUGGUCGAUGCACACAAAAAUGGAAGAUAAAAUUAAGAAUUUUUCGGAGACUCUUAGAAAACUCCACAAACAGUUUUUCAAGACUCUGGUGCUCCAGAUAACAGCUCCUACAAUCAUAUUAUUCAUUCCCAUCACAAUUAUAAUAUUUCUUCCUCUGUUCAACUUAGACGUCAGUCUUCCAUCUGGUGUCAUGCUAUGCAGCUUCGCAUUGUAUCCUCCCACUGAUUCAUUCAUCGUCAUGUUCGUUGUGUCGGAGUAUAGAAGUACUGCCAAAAGAACUCUAGCAACUUUUUCAAACGGCAUCAAAAAAUUUAAACAGUCUAGAGUUGGUGGAAUUCCAUCUGGAACUAUAAGUUCUCGUUACAUUGCCUCAUGA